Leptinotarsa decemlineata (Colorado potato beetle) is the source of this 1904-nucleotide messenger RNA. RefSeq names its product solute carrier family 35 member F2. Gene Ontology annotation, molecular function: transmembrane transporter activity. NCBI's taxonomy places the organism in Eukaryota, Metazoa, Arthropoda, Insecta, Coleoptera, Chrysomelidae. Gene Ontology annotation, cellular component: membrane. The record is from RefSeq and is a predicted model, not a curated record. Gene Ontology annotation, biological process: transmembrane transport.
AAAUGAGAAUAUCACUUGCGCACAAUUUUCAAAAUAAGGGUGGUUUUGUUAGUUUUAAAGGGUGCCCCGCCCUUCUGUAUCAUUGAAUUCGAAGUUGAAUAUUUAAAAUUUUAAUGGUUUGGUCAAUAAACCAUGGGAGAUGCCCUUGAUUUUUGCGACAAAAUAGGAAAUAAUCUAUCAGAGCUAGGAAAAUGGAGAGUUUGGCAGAACAUAAUUCUGGGUCAGUUUCUGUCAUUGGUUCUCUGUGCUCUGAAUACACUAUCCCAUUACAUAAAUUCAACCAAAACCAGUGUUUUACCUACAGGCCAGUCGUUCCCACAUUACAUGUUUCUCUGUGCCAUUUAUACCAGCUGGUUAGCAUUUCGAAGAGGUGACAAGGGGUUAAUAUCAAUUAUAAAAGCAAGAGGCUGGCGAUAUCUUCUGCUGUGUGUUAUAGAUGUACAAGCUAACACUCUGAUGAGUACAGCACAUCAGUACACUACACUAACGAGUAUACAGCUACUUGGCUGCGUAGCUAUUCCUGUAGCACUAGCGUUGAGUUGUCUGGUACUUGGAGUUCGUUAUCGUAUGGUGCACAUCAUAGCUGUGUCGGUAUCUCUGAUGGGAGUUGGGUGCUUAGUUUGGGCCAAUAUUAAUGAUUCAAAGACUGAUGGUACAAAUCAGUUAGUAGGGGACAUGCUAUGCCUUGGCGGUGCAGUAUUGUUUGCUAUCGUGACUGUGCUACAGGAAUUGUCUGUGAAACACACAGAUAUUGUUGAAUAUUUGGGACUUCUUGGUCUUUUUGGUAGUAUCGUGAGUGGUUUACAAAUGUUGGUUUUGGAAAAGCAAACCCUGAUCUCCUCGACAUGGAGGAAUUCUAGCGCCCUGUUAAGUUCUUUUUCGGCAUGUCAAUUCAUGUUUUGUACAUUUUCUUCAGUAUUUUUACUGAAUAUGGGCACGACAGCCUUGCACUUGUCACUUCUCUCGGGAAAUUUUUAUACUCUCAUCGUAGGAAUAGUACUAUUUAACUAUAAGUUUCACGCCUUAUAUUUUUUAUCAUAUACCCUGGCGAUGACUGGAGUAUACAUUUAUGCAAUUAAGCAUACACCGGUGGCAUCUCGAAAUAUGCCUUCAGCUGGUGAACUCAACAACUCCACCAGAUCAGAGUGCCAACUUCCAGAACACAUGAUAACCGACAGUCCGGAGCACACCCCAAAUGAAAUACUUUCAGCGUUCGGCACCUUGAAUAGCAAUGACACCUUUCCCCUGAGUCACAGUACAAAUACAACCUUCACUUCGUUUUAUGGCAGUCACGAUGUACUCAAUACUCAUACAACUAGCGCCUAAGCAUUUUGUAGAUGACUUUUAAUGUAAGUUUCCCCAACGAAUUUUUUGUUUUCUGUGAUACAGAGAAACGAUUUCAAUUUCUCUACGAGCUGAAGUGUGAAUGAAGCGUUAGAAAAGCGCAGUGGAAAGAUUUUUAAUUCACAUCUAUCUGAAUUUCUGUAUUUGUUUUUUCAAGUAUGUGAGCCAUAAUUUUUAAAUUUAAAAGCAAUAUAGGAAACUUAAAAUAUCACACAUGUAAGAUUAUUAUAGUGCCAAAUUUACAGUACUUCAUAAAGUGACUUGCUACUCAACUCUUUGUAUAUUUCAGAUUACAAGAGUUUUCUCUACCAUUGAUAAAUUGUUUUUUUGAAUUCAUAUUUCACCCAAUUCUGGAAACCUACAAAUCUAAAUACAGAGGCCUACUUAUAUAUCGUUAUCAUGAAAUUUUGAAUUUUCUACAAUUUAUACUUUCCUCAAAAGAAAGAAGCACAGUAGGUUUUCUACUUUUAAUAAUUCACACUUCUGAAGUAGUUAUAGUGAACAAUACUGUUACAAUUCUGUAAUAUUUUACACUAGUACGAAUAUAAUAUUGUAUUACA